AUAAACCAUGAGCCGGUGGGUUGACUUCUGUCCAUGGUUAUGAGGCCCCAUCAUAUGAUUGUGGAUGUGGGGAUCAGGCUUCUUUUCCUGGUGGUUGGGUUUUUCAUGAGCAGCUCAGCUCAGUCAGUUGAAGAAUGCAGGCCUCUGGUCACACCUCUUCCUACUUUUGAACCGAGUUAUGGAAAGUGGAUCUUCAUCAUGGGUUGGAUUGAUAGUGAACCAUUUAAAGUAUUGUUCAGAUCAGCAAAGAGCCAGUGGAUUAAUUUCCGUGAGACACCGGGACAACCCAAGGAACUUGUUGAGGAUAUUGGGAUCAGGCAUCCUACAUAUUGCAAGUAUGGAUCAUCCCCUGUAACUCUUCAUAUGAACACUGCAGUAACUGACAAGACAAACUUCAGCUGCACAUAUCACUCUCUUCCAACCUGUGAGGGAUGUCUGCUGUAUACCGUCAACAGCAGAAACAACAACAAUUUACUUCCAAUUAUGAACAUCGUCAACCCCACAACCAUUCAUGAGGUCAAAGGCUAUCGAGCUUUUUACCUGAUGGCUAAAGAAAACCACGUCAAGCACUAUGACAUGAUGCAUACCAUGAAGCAGGCGAGGUGUCUUGGUUUCACAGGAGAACCAGACUUCAUCUACAACCCUGAGAAUUCUCUCUGCAGUAAUGACGAUGAUAAUGACGAUGAUGAUUGAAGCUAUUUUAGGAUGAAGUCAUAACAAACAUCCGGGACAAACAAUGCAAGCUUCAAAUUGUGGAAGUAAAAAAAGAAAAAGAAAAUGUAAAAUUAGUGGACUGUGUCUUUUUUUCAAACUAAUAUCGUGUUGGUCUGAAUAAUAUGUUUUGUUUUUGUCAAGACAUAUUUGCAAAAAGAGGAAUGGUAUGAUAUUUGGGGUUUAGAUUAAAUGUUAAUACACA
Messenger RNA from Labrus mixtus (cuckoo wrasse), 916 nucleotides. RefSeq lists its product as uncharacterized. The record is from RefSeq and is a predicted model, not a curated record. Lineage: Eukaryota; Metazoa; Chordata; Actinopteri; Labriformes; Labridae. The coding region runs from base 34 to 693 and encodes 219 amino acids. The transcript has 7 exons.